AUGAGAUUAGAGAAGUGCUGGUUCUGCUCGUCGACCGUGUAUCCCGGUCACGGCAUCUGCUACGUGCGCAAUGACGCCAAGGUGUUCCGGUUCUGCCGGUCCAAGUGCCACCGGAAUUUCAAGCUGAAGCGCAACCCGCGCAAAGUGCGAUGGACCAAGGCAUACCGCCGUCUGCACGGCAAAGACCUCGCCUCCGACACUACUUUUGAGAUGGAGCGGCGGCGCAACCGGCCCGAGCGGUACGAUCGCAACGUGGUGGCAACGACGGUGGCGGCGAUGAAGCGCAUUGACGAGCUGCGCGUGAAGCGCCAGGCCAAGUUCUGGGAGAAGCGAAUGAAGGUGAAGACGAAGGAGGAGCGGCGGCAGGCACGCCAAGAGCUGGAAACCGGAAUCCACCUGGUGAAGGCCCCAGCAGCCCUCGCAGCAGACCCGUCCCUCACUCUCCCCAAGCCUCUCUCAACGCUCUCUGCAUCGGUGGCGGAGCAAGCAGCCAAGGAGAAGGCGAUUGCAGUGGCCAUGGAGGAGGGCGAGGAGGUGGGAGGAGAGAGAGCGGCAGCAGAGGCCAAGGCGGAGAGGGCAGUAGAGAGGAAGCUGAAGGGGAAGAUGAAGGUGAAGGUGGGGCGGGUGAGAGGUGCUGUGAUGGAUGCGGAUAUGGAGGGGUGA
Molecule: messenger RNA, 663 nt
Organism: Closterium sp. NIES-65
Lineage: Eukaryota; Viridiplantae; Streptophyta; Zygnematophyceae; Desmidiales; Closteriaceae
Source: the annotation of a GenBank genome assembly